Helianthus annuus (common sunflower) is the source of this 2472-nucleotide messenger RNA. RefSeq lists its product as uncharacterized. Lineage: Eukaryota; Viridiplantae; Streptophyta; Magnoliopsida; Asterales; Asteraceae. The transcript is spliced from 5 exons. The record is from RefSeq and is a predicted model, not a curated record. Bases 1 to 2472 code for a protein of 823 amino acids.
AUGGGUCGUCCUCGAUUACGUGAUCGCCCUUCUGAUUUAACAUGUGAGGCUACAAGCACUCAAAGACGUUGCAAUGUUGAUCGUAUCAACAGAGGCGUUGGGCAUUAUACCAGUAGAACAAAUGGAGCUGUGCAAUCUUCAUUAGGUUCAACGGUUUCACAAACAUCUAGAUGUCUACAUUCGAAUCAGGUGGAAGGUGAUGUCCGUCGUAUUGGGAUUUCGGUGAUGCAAACCAUAGUUGUGUUCAUUGUGGAGCUAUGCUUUGGAAAGGUUUGCUUGCCAUUUCUUCGACAUCCUCCUCAAACAUUGGGUCGUCUUCUUGAUUACAAUGGGGAAUCACGAUCUCGAGUGUUUAGAGAAAACAUAAAGCUUUUAAAUGCGAUGUUUGCAUUUACCUCAACCGGUGGGAGAAUAUCUACGGAUUUAAAUGAUGGUCGUGGGCCUUAUACAUUCCGUUUGAAUGGCCACAACCAUCAUAAUAUUGGAUCAUUGUUGCCUAUGCAUCCUCAUGGACGCCCUAGAUUUGCUCAAUUGUACGUUUAUGACACGGAAAAUGAGAUUGAUAAUCGCUUUUAUGCUUUGCGAAAUUGUGUAUCACCAACGUCUGAUCAAGUCAUCCAACGCACAUUGGUGAAUGACUUGUUGUUGAUGCUUGAUGCGAACAAUGCAUUGGUGCAGGCUUUUAGGAUGGCACGUGAAAGGUUUAAUGACAACUCAAUGCAACGUCUUACGCUUCGCUUGCUUGGUACGCGAAAUAGAAGAGAAGGACAAUAUUCUUUGCCUACUGUUCCUGAAGUGGCUACAUUGAUUCCAGGUGACGGAAAUCCUGCGGACUCACGUGAUAUUAUUAUUAAAGAACGUGGUAGUCGUAGUGCAAAGCGUAUAUCUGAAUUGCACCCAAGUUUUGUGGCGUUGCAGUAUCCUUUGUUGUUUCUGUAUGGAGAAGAUGGAUUCCAUCUUAAUAUUCCUCUAUGUAAUAUAUCUGCAUCAAGUAGGCGGCAAACGGUUUCAUUAAGAGAAUAUUAUUCUUACCGUUUACAACUUAGGAGGAAUGAAGUUAUCUAUACAAUCGAGUUUCAGAAACGAGGACUUCCACACUCUCAUAUUCUGCUUUUUUUACAACCUGAAGAUAAGAUUAAUAUGGUUGACAAUAUCGAUAAAUAUAUAUCUGCUGAGCUUCCUUCGGAGGUGGAAGACCCUAUAGCUUUCGGUAUUGUUCGUACGCAAAUGAUGCAUGGUCCAUGUGGUUUGCUCAACCCUUCAAGUCCUUGUAUGCAUAACGGUGUAUGUAGUAAAGGGUACCCAAAGAAUUAUUGUGAGGAGACAUUCAUCCGAAAUUAUGGUUGGCCGUGUUAUAAGAGGCCCAAUAAUUCAAGAGUUGUUAAAGUUGGUUCUCAAGAUAUUAAUCUUGAUAAUCGGUAUGUUGUUCCUUAUAACCGUGAAUUGUUGGUGAAAUAUGGUUGUCACAUUAAUGUUGAGUGGUGCAACCAAGGGAUGUUAGUCAAGUAUCUUUUUACUUAUAUAAACAAAGGUCCAGAUCGUGCAACUGUGGUUUUGGAAGGUGCUCAAAAUAGGACAACGUUUGCGUCCUUAUUACAUAAUGAAAAUGAAAUUGAGGAAUAUUUAAAUUGUCGGUAUAUAUCUUCUAUUGAGGCAUGUUGGAAGAUUUUUGAAUUUGAAAUGAAGUACCGUGAUGUUGCUGUUAAGCGAUUACCUUUUCAUGAGGAAGGGUGUAAUAGAGUGUAUUUUCAUGAUAAUGAUGAGGUUGAGGAAGUUGCCCAACGUGCUACGGCUAGCAUGUCAAAAUUUACUGAAUGGAUGCGUGCAAAUGAAAGGUUUCCGCAUAGUCGUUCUUUGACAUAUGUAGAGUUUCCAUCAAAGUUCACUUGGCAUGAAAAGGAGAAGGAGUGGUUGCCACGACAUAGGACGGUUUGUCUUGCUCGCAUUUAUUAUGUGAGCCCAUCGUUGGGUGAAAAGUAUUACCUCCGUAUGUUAUUAAAUGUUCAACGUGGGCCAUUAAGCUUUAAAGACAUUCGUACGGUUGAUGGUGUUGAGCAUCCAACCUAUAUGUCUGCUUGCAAUGCGUUGGGUUUGUUAGGAGAUGAUGUUGAUUGGGUAGAUUCAAUACGUGAAGCUUCUCAAUGGCAGUUGGGGAAUCAACUUCGUGAUUUAUUUGUCUGCAUUCUAUUGUUUUGUACGGUUAGUGAUCAACGGAGGUUAUUUUUUGAUUGUCUACCUUACUUAUCAGAUGAUAUUGCUUACAAUCGAUGCACAAUACUGCAGAAUGAUGAUGUGGUAUUCACAGAUGAAGAGAUUCUCAAUUAUACAUUGAUUGAGAUUGAAAGAGUUUUAAUUGGUCAUGGUAAAAGUUUAUUAGAUUAUCCUAAUUUGCCUCAAAUUGAUCGUCAAUUGGUUGAUACUAUGGAAAAUCGGUUGAUUAUGGCUGAGCGCACCUUCAAUAUUGAAGAAUAA